Molecule: messenger RNA, 416 nt
Organism: Carlito syrichta (Philippine tarsier)
Lineage: Eukaryota; Metazoa; Chordata; Mammalia; Primates; Tarsiidae
Gene: MRPS21
Product: mitochondrial ribosomal protein S21
Exons: 3
Coding region: 28-291 (87 amino acids)
Biological process (GO): translation
Cellular component (GO): ribosome
Molecular function (GO): structural constituent of ribosome
Source: RefSeq, a predicted model, not a curated record
GCGCUGAGGAGACGGAAAUUCAAGGUCAUGGCGAAACAUCUGAAGUUCAUUGCCAGGACUGUGAUGGUCCAGGAAGGGAAUGUGGAAGGUGCAUACAGGACUCUAAACAGAAUCCUGACCAUGGAUGGCCUCAUUGAGGACAUUAAGCGUCGGCGGUACUAUGAGAAGCCAUGCCGCCGGCGACAGAGAGAAAGCUAUGAAACCUGCCGGCGAAUCUACAACAUGGAAAUGGCUCGCAAGAUCAACUUCUUGAUGCGAAAAAAUCGGGCGGAUCCGUGGCAGGGAUGCUGAUGCCCGUGGAUAGGACACCCUGUGUGGAAACCCUCAUCCAGCUUGUGUCUUCAUCUCUCUUCUUUCUACAGCCCCAUUUUCUGUUACCUUUCUCUACAAUAAACUCAAUUACAUGUAUGCAAAAA